AGCCACUGCAAGGCACGGCAGCCCCUAACCAGCUCCUCUCCCCCCAUCUCCGUCUCGCCCCUGCCUUUCUCUCUGCCUGGCAGAGCCACUGCAAGGCACGGCAGCCCCUAACCAGCUCCUCUCCCCCCAUCUCCGUCUCUCCCCCGCCUUACUCUCUGCCUGGCAGAGCCACUGCAAGGCACGGCAGCCCCUAA
Messenger RNA from Closterium sp. Naga37s-1, 194 nucleotides. Lineage: Eukaryota; Viridiplantae; Streptophyta; Zygnematophyceae; Desmidiales; Closteriaceae. The record is from the annotation of a GenBank genome assembly.